Coregonus clupeaformis (lake whitefish) is the source of this 2667-nucleotide messenger RNA. Its product is annotated as SLAIN motif-containing protein-like. Gene Ontology annotation, cellular component: microtubule plus-end. NCBI's taxonomy places the organism in Eukaryota, Metazoa, Chordata, Actinopteri, Salmoniformes, Salmonidae. Gene Ontology annotation, biological process: positive regulation of microtubule polymerization; microtubule nucleation; cytoplasmic microtubule organization. The coding region runs from base 892 to 2568 and encodes 558 amino acids. The transcript is spliced from 7 exons. The record is from RefSeq and is a predicted model, not a curated record.
UCAAAUAAUCGCUAUCAAACAAAAACACAUUGUUUGUACUAAUGGAGCCAUGUAUCCGAUUGUAUAUAUAUAACGUGUAGCAAUUUUUGUUAGAAUACGAGCAUUAGCUAGCUAGAUAUGAAUUAAACCAGAACUUUAUAUAUAGCUAGCUAGCUAACUUUUUUUACAUUGACGUUACUGUAUCUAGCUACUGUAGCUAAAUUUGUGCGCUAGUUAGUAUUUUCAGUCUUGUAGGGUAUGUUGAGAUGUAGUAGAUAAGCAAGCUAUAUGAAUAAAUCAAGAUGGUUAACUCCAUUUUAUAUCCUUGACUUGGUCAUUUCAAAAUGUCUAGACUAGUAGUGGGCGGUUUUAUUAGAGGUCAACACAAUCGGAUCUGCUACAGGCAGGUCAAGUAACGUUAGGAAUUUAGGGGUUUAUUAUGGCCGAGGACAAGAUUGAUGAGUGACUCGUGUGUGAUCUGACUUCUGUGUGAUUGCUAGCAAGUCAUUAACGUUACUCAUCACUUAUGACUGCAGGUGUAACCAAAUCUGAUCCUCUGAUGUGCUUUGGCUUUCUCAGAGGCAGCUUGUCCGACUCUUUAAUCCACAUAAGACCCUGACACUGCUUUAAAGCCAUCCAAGCUGUUGAGUUUCUUCUGCUGCAAAUCUGGGUCAGUACAGAGUGUAGUGGAAGUAUACAGUGGCUCUACAUUUUGAGAGCUACUUUGGACAUUGAUAAUAUCGCGUUUACUUGAUGUCACUUUGAGAGAAAUGUUUGAUUUGCGUUCUGAAUUUAGUGUAUAAUUCAGCGGUAGCUUUUUAUUUUUCAGUGUAGCCAUGUAGUGCUGUUGUUCAGUCAGUGAAAAGUGAAGAACACUGCAGAAUUGGAGAGCAGUUGAGGCCAGACACCGGGAUGGAGCAGGACAUUGCUGCACUGGAGCUGGUAGAAGUGCGAAAGUUACAUGAAUUAGUGCGGAGACUGGAAAUUCAAAAUGAAUCUCUAAGUGAGAGGCGAAGAAAUAUCAACACCAACAACCAGGCUCUCUCUGGUGUGCUUAUCAGCUGUCCCUCUUCGCUGGAGGAAAGUCAAAAUUGCUGUGAUUUGCUGGACCCUGAACCAGCAGAUGUCAACGGUGGGGAUGGUAUAUCUCCACCUCCUCUUGAAAGCCCCAGAGAUACACUAGUGGGGCAGGAUGGACACGUCUAUGAUGGCUGUUAUGCACACUUGCCCCACAGUGACAUAUUGGAGGAGACACACAGGCAGGGAUGCUUGGGGUCAGAGGAGCUGGUGGACAGGAGGGACACAGAGAAGAGAGCAGAGCAGUCUUCUCUGGAGCUGGUGGACCUCCUGGACCUAGAGGAGGGCUGUGAGGUGGAGAAUGAAGUAAGCUGGUUAUAUGAGUCACCCAAGAAACGGGCAUCUGCUGAGGGAAGCGAUGAGUCCCCUCUAAAGUGGUGCAGACAGGUCCUGGACAACCCCAGCCCUGAAACAGAGGUGGCAUGUCGCACACUAAUUAAUAUCCUGGACCAAAAGACGAGAUGGAGGAGUUUCUUUAGCAGUCGCUCUCACAGACAUCCUGUAGCCUUCCCUGACACUGGCUAUCUCUGCAUGGGCUCACCUUCCCCUCGGUACCACAGAUCAACUGACAGAAGUCAACAAACCAACAAACCUAACAGCUCAGAUGACAAUGAUGCUAUUUUACCACCCUCAAUGGACGAGAAUGAGCCGAGUUUCUCAGAUGACUCCAUCACCAUGGGUUACAGGCUGCAGGACCUUACUGAUGUCCAGAUCAUGGCUCGCAUGCAGGAAGCGAGUUUACGACAGGACUAUGCCUCCAUCCCUGCUGCCGCCACACCAUUCAGGAGUCCUGGUGCAUCCAUGCUGUCACCUUCUAAUUAUAGCUACAGUGAUCUGGAGUUUGACAAGUAUAGCCUGGAGGACACAGUCGCAUACACACCUCCUCCCAGCCAGCUGCCCCACUACCGGCGUUCCCCAUUGGGCCAGUCACCCAGUGCCAUAGCCCAGCCUGGUUACAGCAGCCAGCUGCCAAGGCCUCCCAGUCAGGCCACCACUCAAUCUAAGCUGCUUAAGCUCGCAAAGAGCAGAGAGGGGCUGAGAAGCAACAUGUACAACCUGGAUUCAACUCCUCCUCGCACCAGCCUCCGCUCUCUCCAGGCAGUCAGGACCAGCCGCAACCUGGAGGCCAAUGGCCAGCUCCUCACAGACCACCCCACCUCCCGCCUCACCUUCCCUGUGGCAGGUUCAACCAGGUCUCCACCAGGUGAGUCUUCAGUCAAGCUUAGGAGUGGUGGCCGAUCUUCAUCUGUUUCUGCCAAAAUCUUGAGCUCCAGUGACCCUGCUACUGGAGCAGCACGGCAGUCCCUGAGAGAAUCAUUUCAGGCCUCGUCUAUUAGAGGGCUGCCGAGAGUCCAGUCCUUCAGCCCCUCUGGUUUGAGGAUCCCCUGUCCCAGUAAGGACUUUUCAGUUGGAGGGUACCUGUCAAGUCAUGGUCGUGUCUAUGCCUCCCCUGAGAGGUCCACUACCCUGGCUUGGGGCAGACUGGGGCAGCCUGCCAAUGCCCAUAGGUAAAAAGGUGUACUCAACGUUUCUCUGUAAUUCCUCAGUAAUCUGUAACAUACUCUCACUCAAAAUAACUCCACUUAAUGUAUUAAAGCACAUUAAACAGUA